This is a messenger RNA of Symbiodinium sp. CCMP2592, 450 nucleotides long. Lineage: Eukaryota; Dinophyceae; Suessiales; Symbiodiniaceae. The record is from the annotation of a GenBank genome assembly.
GAACUUCGUCACGAGACAGACUUGCUCCAGCCAGAGCCCGGAUCCUGAUUAUCGGCUCGGUUUCCCACGCGGAGUCCUUGUCUGCCUGCGAGGUCUUCCGGUUCCUGCUGCAGGGUCAGCUGCACGUGGAGUGCGAGGUGGUCCACGGAAAGCGUCAGAUGGUCAGCUGGAAGCCCUGGGCUUACUACCUCGUGGUGCUCUUGGUCCGCGGCAUCUUCAACGAUCCGCUCUUCGCACGGAUGUUGCUGGCCUCAUCGAAGCCGCCCGGGCGCAGCUUGCAAGUCCUGACUCUGGUCGCUGAUCCGCAGUUCGAAUUUCCGAACUUCGAUCAAGACCAAAGUGCCUUCUCCGUUCACGAGGGACCGACAGCCGACCACGAAGAGCUUUUUCAGGCUUUCCGGAGCCUGAUGAACGUCGUGGCCCUGCCAUUCUCCCCCCUGGCAUCAGAAG